AUGGCCAGGCCGGGGGCUGCGCGGCACUGCAAGGUACUGUCUUCUGGAAGGCUAACAGGAGCAGCUAAAUUAACAAACGGAAGAAAACAGUUUGGCUUAAGAAAAGGAUGUCAUUCUGAUGUGGAGUCUGGAUACUCUCUCUAUUCCACUGACUCUGAUGAUCAGGUUGAUACUAUUCAUAAUGGACUUGACCGUUGUGCAGCUUUACUGAAGAAUAUCUUACAAAAUGAGGCUACAGGAAGGGACACUAUCCAUAAACAAGCUGGGAAAACAACUUCCAUUAAAAUUACUUCCAAGCCUUUGCUAACCAAAGGAAACACUUCCACGAAGAAAGGGUUGAAAAAAAACCUUACUCCUGCCCAUGUCCGAAAAGAAAUUGAAUGUCAAAAUGCUACAUCUUUGAGUUAUCAAUUACCUACCUCCACAUCAGCUCUGUCCCUGCAGCAUUCAGCUAAUCCCUUAUCUACUCAGUCAGACGUUCCUGUACACAGUGGCAAUGAAUGUGUGCCAGAGAUGGGAAGACCUGUGGUUUGCCCAGUAGUUUCUGCUGUUCCUACUACUGCUGCGCAAAUACAGUCUGCUGCUACUUUUCCUAGCGUGAUCCCUUGUAUAGCAUCAGGUGCAUCAAGUAACUCUACAAUGCCUACACUCAUCCCAUCAUCUUCUGGCAGAGAGACAACCCCAAACCACGAGCAACAGAUAAAAGAAGUGGAUUUGAUGAGAUGCAUACGAGCUCACCUGGCUCUGUUGCAAUCACAUGAAAUGAUGAACAGCAGGACUGAACAGAAGCAUCAUCCUUGUCCAGCAAAGCAUAAUGCUUCAAGUAACAAGGAGGAGGAUACUUCUGAAGAACACAGUGAGGACAUGGUCAGUGAAGAAGAUGAAUUGAAUGUACUUGACAUAGCCCCAGUGAGAGAUGCAAGUUUUGUGAAGAAAGUUCUGAAACCUAGAAGAGAAGGCCAAGAAGAAACAGCCCAUAAAGUUAAGACUGUAAAAUAUCUUCUGGGAGAGCUCAGAGCGCUGAUAACAGAUCAAGAUGAUUUGGAAAUGUUAAGGUUGAUGAGUGAAAUAGAAGAUGGCAUAUCAGUACUCCCAGCUGUAGCGGGAAGUACGAAUGUACAAGCUGAAAUAGCGCUAGCCUUACAGCCUCUCAGAAAUGAAAAUGCCCAGCUGCGUAGGAGACUAAGAAUAUUAAACCAGCAACUUGGGGAAAGAGAAAGAAGUGAGAAGAUGUCUGGACAGAGCUGCAACUAUGAAUUAGUUUCUUUGCAGUCCUUGAAUAUGAUGCUCCAGAGUCAAUUGAAAGAAUCACUGAAAGGCCUUGAGUCACUGCAGGCUAAAAAUGAAGAACUACUUAAAAUAAUAGAAAGUCAGAAAGAAGAAAAUAAACAUCUUGCAAAAGAUAUUCAAGAUAAAGAAGAAGAAUUGCUUGAAAACAAACAGCAUUAUGACAUUCAUUCUACCAAGCUCAAGAUUGAAGUGGAAGAGGCAUUAGCAAAUGUGAAGAGCCUUCAGUUUAAGCUGGAAGCUUCAGAGAAAGAAAAUAAGAUUUUGGGCAUAACAUUACGUCAGCGUGAUGCGGAAGUUAACAGACUGCGUGAAUUAACCAGAACCUUGCAGGGCAGUAUGGCCAAGCUUCUGUCUGACCUCACAGUAGACAACAUUAGACCCAAACCUGAAAAAGGUCUCUCGAAGUCUCUUUUGGAAGACCAUGAAAAGCAGAUGCAACCUGAUCCAUUUCCUGGGAAUACUUCAGUAAUGACUUACCUUAAAAAAUUAGAAAUGGAUCAUAUUUUGACAGAUGCAGAACUUCAGUUCUCAAAUAAAAGUGGAGAAUUAGAAGUGCAAAAUCUAGCCUAUGAAAAGUUUGCUGCUGAAGGAGAUAAAAUAAACAGUACAUUCUCAGAAGAAGGAACAACAGCUCCCAGAAUACUACUAACCUCACCGAAGCAAGACGCAGAAACAGUUAGUGAUUCUGGGACUUUACUAGAUGACCAAAACAAGUUGGAUGAGACUGUUUAUAUUCCAUUGACGAGCAGCGCCUCUAAAAAGCAGCAGCCAAUCUCUGAAAGAAGUGGUGUGCUGCCCCAAAGUAGAGGGGCUUGUAAGAAGUUGGACUACUACUGUGAGCUCUCAAACUCUGUGCAGCAGAAUGGACGUAAGAUCGCAAAGGAUCCAACUGUUCUGGAUAAAUUAAGUGCUGGGUACAGUGUGAAAAAGACUAUGGAAAACACACUUGAAGUUACAGGGGAUAAAGUGAAGCUGGAAGGAGAGAAAGUCCAAGUGAGGCCAAAAGGCACUCCAAGCGGAGCUGCAAAAGACUUCACAGACAAACCAGACCAACUUCAGCCUGGUACAUACCAUCAAGUACCGAUGCUGUUUCAGAAAGACAUUGCUCAGAAAAAAGGCAAUGAAAUAGCUGAUUUUAGUUCUAUUUUAUUUGAUGAUAUGUCAGGAAAGUCUGUAUGGAGUGCAUCCUCUUUCUCAACAUUUACUUCUCGAGAUGAAGAGGACUUUAAGAAUAGCUUAGCAGCCUUGGAUGCCAACAUAGCUAGGUUACAAAGAACUCUGCAAAAUAGCAUUAUGAAACAAUGA
Molecule: messenger RNA, 2595 nt
Organism: Phaethon lepturus (White-tailed tropicbird)
Lineage: Eukaryota; Metazoa; Chordata; Aves; Phaethontiformes; Phaethontidae
Gene: CCDC14
Product: coiled-coil domain containing 14
Exons: 12
Coding region: 1-2595 (864 amino acids)
Biological process (GO): protein localization to centrosome
Cellular component (GO): centriolar satellite
Source: RefSeq, a predicted model, not a curated record